GGCAUCAACAAACUGAUACGAACAAGUUUUAAUCGCGUUUACUUUAUGUAAGUUUAGUCCCAUAUGAACCAAAAGGCUAAAUCAGAUGGGUUUAGUCUAAAUAAAACUACAGAGAGAGAGAAAGAGAGAGAUCAUAUCAUUUAAGUGAUGAAUCCUUCUUUCUGAAGAAAAGAAAAGUUAUGAACUGCAUGAAAUAACCGACCAGCAUUCAUCUGCAUAAUGCUGAGUCUGAUACACACAGGAUAAGGAUGUGCUGACAUUUGUGAACUCCAGACAAUGAAUGUAAAUCAGCGAGAGAAUGCACAAAGGUCGGGGGUUGUAGUGGACUUUGAUGAUGCAAAACAAGCAGGGAAAACUGCUGUGAAACACAAUGGACCAACUUCAUUGCCUGCUUCUCUUCAAAGCACUCUACAGGGCCCAUCUAGUGCUGCAGACAUCACUGGACUCCUGCCAAACAUGUUCCUACAGACAAUUAACUUUGAUGCAGCUUUCCAAGAGCUAGGGCUGAGAGGGAAGUCCUCAUUACAACCAAAUGGUGACCAAGAAGAUGAAGAAAGAACUGAAGUUAAUCCUUUGGAACAACAACAAGUGAUGGAGCAAGCAAUGCUCUUACAGAGAUUUAAAGAGCUCAGGCAGUGGCAAAUGCAACAACAGGAAAAGUUAAUGAAUCAACAGAAACAGCAACUAGAACUUUUACGCAAAGAGCAGAUGGUGAUCAAAAGUGUGAUCGGCAAAAACAAAGACUCUGUCAGGGGAUCGGAAUUGAAUGAUGAUGCUCUAACUAGAACUCCUCCACCCUCCCAAAGGUUUGUGAGAUCAAGGUUUGAACCCAAUUUCAAACCAUCAGAAGCUCGUGACUCCAAGUCUGUUCCCCAACAGGAGUCACUGCUAGCUAGUGGUCAGCUUCCAGUCCCUGUCAUGUAUGUCCCAUUCAAUGAGGAUAAUGAUGAAGCCAAUACAAACCCAGAUCUUUUCAGCGACACCAACUCCCACACAAGUGAAAUGACAGAGGAGAGGCUAUACAGAGAAGAAAUGGCUCAGAGAAGAGUAAGGUCACCAGAUAGAACUGACAGCAGUGAGGAAGAAGAUGAAGAAGAGGAGGAAGUGGUAGAUGAGGAUGACGAUGAAGAUGAAGAAGACAGAGGUGAAGAAAGUAUAGAAAAAUUGUCAGAUUAUGAUUUAGAGGAAAGAGAUUUUGAUGAUGAUGAUGAGGAGGAGGAGGAGGAGGAAAUGGAGAAGGAAAUCAUUGAUCCAGAUGACAGACCAAUUAUGGUCACCAAGACAUUUGAAGAACUACUGGAAGAACAAUUAAGAGCUGAAAGUGAAAACCAAAAAUAUGAAACUGAAAGAAAUGUGGAAAGUCCAAAACACCAGUUCUUGAAAAAAGGAGAGGGUAUUGCAAGGUUUGGUGCUUUGAAAGAAAAAAAGGCUAAUAUGAGACCUCCUCAUAAACCCCCAUCUGAAAAACCAAAUCAACAUUCAGAGAGACCAACUUCAGGGAAUACUUCACGUCCAACAAAUACAAAGACAUUGUCCUCGAAGGCAAAUGCAAAAAAAACAGAUGAAUUAAAGAAGAAUGAUAAAGGGCUCCGAAGUGGACAACCAGCAUUCACCAAGCCAUCAGGGUCAAGAGAUGCUAGUGAAUCUAGUAGAAGUGUUAAACCGUACAACACCCAGAGUCUGUCCUUAUCAAACAAAACAGGCAAGGGAAGUAAUGCAAAACAAGAUCCCGUCAGGAAGAAAAACUUUGAAAGAAAAUCUUCCUUCCCAGAUGAUGCCUCUUACGUUGGUAAACUGCGGGAAAGAGAGAUAAAUGAGGAGCUGGAGAAAGGAGAUCUGGAGGAGUUUGAACUUCUGGAGAACUUGGCAGACAACAUGUCAUACUGCAGUAACACAUCACUGAUGGUUCGGAAACUGGAGGACAGAGUGAAGGAAAAGAAAAGACCAUCCAAAUUAACACUGAAACCUCUCUCUAAGAAAUCUAAAUGUGAAGCUCAAAAAUCCCAACACGAGAAGAUUACAGUCAAACCAGCAGAGAACUCUGUUCCAGUUGAAUCAGAAAAAAGGGGACCAGUUAUGCAGCCAAACAGAGAAUCAGUUGUGCAACCAAACAGGGAACCAGUAGAGCCAGUACAAGGAAGAUAUGAUUAUAAAUUGGAAGAAAGUGAAGAAGAUAAGACCGAUUCUGAUGACUCUGAAUCCAGUGACUCAGAGAGUGGGACAAGUGAUAUAGAGAGAGACAGUGAUAACUAUAGAGACAAAGGCUUUGUUGGUAUACACAAUGAUGAAGACUACAACGCCAAUCAAAAUGCUGAAGUGUCUCCAUCAAAAUUCAUGAAGAGAAAGAUAGCACAAAGAGAUAAAUCUAGUCCAGUUCCUCAAGUCACAAGGGAGAGGAAUGUCCUGCAUCUUUUCAAGUCUUCAGGUGUUGAAAAGACAAUUGAAAUUAAGACUGAUUACAUUAAUCAGAGUGGACUGCAGAGUGAUUCAGAUGAAAGUGAGAAAGGAUUUCAAAUGCACAGUAAACUGUUGGAUAGGAAUACGGAUGAUAGUGACAGUGAAGGCAGUCUAGUGUCUUACUCAGAUCUCAAUAUAAAGAGAAAACAGGAGGAAGGGAAAAACAAAACUACCUCCAGGAAAUCAGACGUAUACGAUGAUGAAGAGGAGUGGGGAGAUACAACAUUGAAGGCAGUCUCACCUCACCCUCCCAAUCAGAAAAGUGAAGAGGAACAGGGAGGCACUCCUCCUACCUCCAAACUAAUGGCCAAAUUGUUUCCUAAACUGAAGAAGGCAGAAUCAAAAGAAACGCAAAAUCAGCCAAACUUCCAAGUCAACAAUAUUAUGCCAUCUGAAGGGCUUCAGUCAAAGUUAUUAAGGGAAAAAUUAUCAGAAUUAGACAAGGAGAUUGAGAAAUUUAGGAAUGAAAAUGCCAAUCUUCAUAAACUUCGAAUAGAGAGAGAAGAUGGGUUGUCAAAAUUAAAAAAGGAAGUUGCUGAUUUUGAAAAGGAAAAAUCUGAUGAGUUGAAAAGAAUACAGGAGUAUAAAACUGAAGAGAUGAAGAAAUUACGUCAUGAGAAAAAGGUGUUUGAACAGUUACAAAAGGCAAAAAGAAAUAACCCAGACAAGAAGGAGAGGGAGGAAAUUGAAAUGCUAAAAACUCAGUUAAAAGAACUACAGGAGGAGAUGAAGAGGAAAGAGUUCAGGUGGGCCUCAAAUGAUUCUCGAACUAAAGAAAAACUCAAACUGCUUGAAAAUGAAAAUUUACAGCUUAAGGAAGAGAUCAAGGCAAUGGAGAGAAAACGCCUUGAGUGGCUGCAGAAGGAGAAAAAUGCACAACUUGAAAGAAAUUCACAGCAUGAAAAGGGUGCACAAGGAACGAAUACUGCAGCUAAAACAUCAGCAAUUCCAAAGGCCAUCUCUACUUCUGCUGAGUUCCAGAUGACAGACUCUGACGAGGAGAAGGACCCUGUCAGAGAUAUUCCCAUCAACAAGGCAGGCAGCUUCAUGUCUUCUCAUGUUCCUCAGCAGACGGGCAGAAACAGACAGCAGAAUGGCGAGGUUCCUGCUGCCUCUAGACAGAGACCCGUCACCAGCUCAGGGAAUCUCUACUCAGCUCAGCCAGACAUUGCAGUCAACCCCAGGGCCAGUCAGAGUGAUGGCUCCCAGGGAAUCAAGGAGGAGGUACCCAGGGGGGACCCUAUUGUUUCAGCGGUUCCCCAGGACACCAGUAUUUAUACAGAAGGAGGCAUGGAUGGGUCUUACUUGGAAUGUGUUCCCAGAAAGACUGCCCAGAAAUAUUCUAUUGAUCGCUCGGUCAUUGAUAAAGGGGACAAAAGAUUCAGGGAAAUCCAACAUCCUGAUGGGAAAGUGGAAAAAAUCUACAGUACUGGAGUACGUGAAAUCUUAUUUCCUAAUAGGACCAGAAAAGAAAUAUCCGCUGAUGGGAAAUCUGUUGUUGUGUCUUUCUUUAAUGGUGAUGUCAAACAAGUAACUGCCGAUCAAAGAGUCAUUUAUUACUACGCUGAAGUACAAACUACACACAGCACUUAUCCAGAUGGACUUGAAAUUAUACAGUUUCCAAACAAUCAAGUGGAAAAACACUAUCCAGAGGGAACUAAAGAAAUCAUUUUUCCAGAUCAGACUAUUAAGUAUCUGUUUUUAAAUGGAUCAGAGGAAAGCAUAUUUCCAGAUGGAACUGUGAUUCGAGUGGAUAGAGAUGGAACCAAAACAAUGGAAUUUCCGAAUGGACAGAAAGAGAUUCACACUCAGGAAUACAAGCGGAGGGAAUAUCCGGAUGGGACAGUGAAGACAGUGUAUCCAGAUGGACGGCAGGAAACGAAGUAUUCCAAUGGUAGGAUCCGAGUGAAAGACCGUGAUGGAAAUGUUAUUAUUGAUAGGAGAUCAUAAUUCUUAUUUAUUGUCAAUUUGAAUUGUUAAUUUUGUUAUCUUUCACUUUAAUUUGAUUAAUACAACAAAAGACAACUUGACAAGAACAUUCCAUUUAGUACUGUGGUUUCGUCAGUUGGUAUUAGGGGGCAUCAAUUUCCAUA
Magallana angulata is the source of this 4550-nucleotide messenger RNA. Its product is annotated as centromere protein J-like. NCBI's taxonomy places the organism in Eukaryota, Metazoa, Mollusca, Bivalvia, Ostreida, Ostreidae. The transcript has 3 exons. Gene Ontology annotation, molecular function: tubulin binding. The coding region runs from base 277 to 4407 and encodes 1376 amino acids. The record is from RefSeq and is a predicted model, not a curated record. Gene Ontology annotation, cellular component: centrosome; nucleus; centriole. Gene Ontology annotation, biological process: centriole elongation; cilium assembly.